Melitaea cinxia (Glanville fritillary) is the source of this 1340-nucleotide messenger RNA. Its product is annotated as maternal protein tudor. Bases 1 to 1026 code for a protein of 341 amino acids. Gene Ontology annotation, biological process: spermatogenesis. The transcript has a single exon. The record is from RefSeq and is a predicted model, not a curated record. Lineage: Eukaryota; Metazoa; Arthropoda; Insecta; Lepidoptera; Nymphalidae.
AUGAAGCUAGAAACUUCACAACCCCAAACAAAACCUUCUUCAGUGAAUGAAUAUGAUGUUGUGAUCUAUAAUAUUGAUAGAUCAAGUAGUGAUUUAAAAUAUGGUAGAGGUAGAAUAUGUAAUAAACAUGUUGAUGAAGAUAGUUUCAAAUAUGAUAUAUUUGCUAUUGACUAUGGAUACUUUCAUAAAAUGGUACCAGAAGAUUUUAUUUGGGAAUGUAACGAGGAACUUUCAGCACUACCACCUUUAGCUUUACAUUGUCAACUAGCAAACUGUGCAGUAAUCGGAGGUGGGGCUUGGAGUAAAAUGUCUAUUGAUGCAUUUAAAUCCUAUGUUGGAAAUGAAAAAGCUAAAAUCCUAAUAUUAGAAAAAACAUUUGAAAAACUCAUUGUCGAACUAAAAAAUAGUAAUCCCCACGAUAUUUCUACUUUAAUGGCUUUAACUCAUUUUUCUACAUUGGGCUAUGUUCAUAAUGCUAUUAGUAGAAUGCCUACAAUUGUUCCAAAGAAAAAGUAUAUGACAUAUAAAAAUAUUAAUGUAAAUGACAUUUUACAAGUAAGAGUCCAAAGUGGUAAAUCACUUGAAGCAUUUUAUGUAGCAGAUGUAAAUGAUUACAGAAAUUUUAUGAAAGAAUGUGAUAAUAUUACAUAUUAUACAAAUAAAGAAUCUAAACUUCCAGAAGAACAAUUUGUAGUAGACACACUUGUAUGCGUUAAAAGCUAUACAAAUAAAUAUGAAAGGGCAAUUAUAACUAAAAUUAUUUCUGACACAAGAUCCAUAGUAAAACUAGUGGACUGGGGGAAAGAGGAAGAAGUUCAUAUUAAAAACAUGAGACCUAUGCCUGAAUAUUGCUUGAAAAUACCAGUAUUAGCUAUUUAUUGUUCAGCAAAUGAAAUACAUACAUCAUAUUGUCAAUCAAUACAUAGGCUUCUGUGCCCUGGAUUUGAGUUUAUCAUACAAAUUAAAGAAGUGAGUACCAAGUUUGAAUCACCGAAUAUUAUAAAAAUAUUUCCUUUAAAAUCUUAAAAAGAAGUUUAAAAACAGCAAUGAACGAUUAGCUUUUGAUAUUUAAUAAUUAAAUACAUACAUAACUUUUAAAUACUUUUACUAAACAUUUUAGAAAUGCUUAAAACCAACUAUUUGUGUAAGUUUUUAGGGUUAAGUAUAUAUUACACUUUUUUCAUAUUCUUAAUUCAUAAAUUUUAAUGAAUGAUUUAUAUUUAUAGUAAAUACUUGACAUACAAGAUGUGAGGUAAUAAGUUGGUAAGCUAUCAUUGUUAUUUUUGGUUGAUUAGUUGUAGUAAUUUAUUACAAACUAAAUAAAUACAAACGAAAUGUAA